AUGCAGGCCAAUAAUAUGACUUUUUCUGAUAUCAGUGAGAAUGUUCGUAGACGUAGGGCAACUGUGAACUUGUCACGUUCCCUUGGUUGUCACAGAACCACUUAUAAUCGGAGGUGGAAUAAAAUGAGAGCUGCUUUCAUGAAAAAAUAUCACUUUCCUUCGGUCAGUGAGUUUGCGAAUGAAAGCACCGUAAAAGUAAAGAGAGAAGUCAGUUGUAAUGAAAGUACUUCGAUUAGUACACCGUCCACUAGCAACUUCAAUCAAAGGCUUCCAGCUAAUAGUGGAUGUACUGAAGUGAACUUGUGCUCAACGAAUUUCGUGAAUCGCAAAGAACAGAUGAACGACUUUAUGAUGUAUCUAAUGUCAAAUACAUCACUGAGCAUAAAAGAUGCUGAUCGGGUUCUGUAUGGUCUAAGAUUUCUUAUCCCGGACAUACCGAAAAGUAUCAGAGGCGUUUUGAAGACAUGUCCAAGUGUUCAACGCAAGUUCAUCGGCAGUGGGGUUUACUACCAUCUAGGAUUGAAAACCAAUCUGCUAAGAUACGUUGAGCUUUGGUUGUGUACUAUUGAUUUUGACUCUUUAAAGUUGUAUGUCAAUAUAGAUGGACUUUCUAUGUCUAGAAGCUCCAAUCAACAGUUAUGGCCUAUACUUGGACGGAUCAUUGCCCCUCGGCUUAGUGACGUGUUCAUGAUAGGGAUCUACGGAGGGAAUAGUAAGCCGGCAGAAUUCAACGAAUUUUCUGCAGACACAAUUUCUGAAAUAAAAGAAAUGACUGACGUGGGUCUUUUUAGUGUUAAGUUUAAUAAAUGUAUAGCUAUUACGUUGGCGGCUGUUAUAUGUGACGCACCUGCUCGUUCUUCUGUUAGGUACACGGUGAAUCAUAACGGUAAGGCAGGUUGCGAUAGGUGUACUGUUCCUGGGAGACGACUGGAGGGUAAGAUGACCUUUCCAAAUGGGGUAUAUACUGUAAGAACAGACGACACCUUCCGUCGUCAGACUCAGCCAACUCACCAUCAAGGACAUUCUAUAAUGGAAACGCUUUCUAUUAAUAUGAUUGUAACUUUUCCUCUAGAUCCUAUGCACAUGGUGUACCUUGGUGUUACCAAAAAACUAGCUAAUUUAUGGAUAAAUUUAGCACACCGAAGACUGCGGAACUUUAACUCAUGUGCAAUUCGGGACAUAAAUAAUUUAAUAUCUCGUUGUGUGGCAAGUACUCCUUCUGACUUUCCCCGUAAAUGCCGCACACUAGACUUUGUAUCGGCAUGGAAAGCUUCUGAAUGUAGAUUGUUCCUUCUGUAUAUAGGCCCGGUGAUUCUUGAAAAAACAUUGCCACAACCUUUUUAUCUUAAUUUUCGGCGUUUAGCGUUAUCCAUGUAUCUGCUUGCACAUCCACAAUUACAUAAAAGUUUUGUAGAAACCGCCAAAAUAGAUUUAGUAAACUUCCUGAAUGAAUACGAAUGGUGUUAUGGGUGUGAAAACUUAGUCUACAAUGUGCAUUCGUUACAGCACCUCCCUGACGACGUUCGUGCACAUGGACCUUUAGAUAGUUUUUCAGCCUUUCCAUUCCAGUCUUAUAUGAGAAAAAUUAAGGAUUCCGUGCGUAGUGGGUUUGCAGUAGCUAAGCAAGCAGCACAGCGUUAUGCUGAGAGAAUGUCCUUCAGCGAUAGGCUUCAAAUUAGUGGUUUAACAAAUACUACCGCAAUAGGCCAUAAAGAUGUCUCCAGUAAACAAGUAAUUAUGUGUAACAACAGUAAAAUAACUUCAUGCCAGCCUGAUAAUGUAGUAGUAGUUAACGGCCAGCCAGGUUUAGUCACUGAUAUAAAGGAGGAUGGACUACUAAAAUUUAGGACUUUCACUGACCCACGCAAUUACUUUGAAGAUCCUUUCCCAUCUAG
Molecule: messenger RNA, 1895 nt
Organism: Schistosoma guineensis
Lineage: Eukaryota; Metazoa; Platyhelminthes; Trematoda; Strigeidida; Schistosomatidae
Source: the annotation of a GenBank genome assembly